Messenger RNA from Arachis stenosperma, 1014 nucleotides. RefSeq names its product probable transcription factor At1g61730. Bases 1 to 1014 code for a protein of 337 amino acids. The record is from RefSeq and is a predicted model, not a curated record. Gene Ontology annotation, cellular component: nucleus. The transcript is spliced from 2 exons. Lineage: Eukaryota; Viridiplantae; Streptophyta; Magnoliopsida; Fabales; Fabaceae. Gene Ontology annotation, biological process: regulation of DNA-templated transcription.
AUGGCGAAGCAGAAGCAAGUCGCUCCUGAAGACUCUGACGACGAAUCGCAGGUUCCCAGGCCUCAGCCCGAACAAGAAGAUAGCAGCGAGGAAGAAGAAGCAGCAACUUCAGCUGACGAGGACGAAGAUACAGACGAAGGCGAAGAUGAACGGGAGAAACAUGUGCUAGUUCCCAGGAAGCCUCAACCGCAAAAGGUUUCCAAACCCUCAUCAUCUUCUUCUAAACCCUCUCCAAAGUUGAAGUCUCAACCUUCGGCUUCUGUCAGUCAAACCAAAUCCGGGUCAAAGCGCGCAGCCGAAAAUAGUAUCGACCACUCGAACCAACCAAAAUGUAGGAAGAAGGCACAGGAGGAUCACGCCGUCGGCUCCGUUAAAGAGGAUCCGCAGAAAUCCAAAUCCCUCUUUCAGAGGGUUUUCAGCGAGGAAGAUGAGAUAGGUAUCUUGAAAGGCCUGUCUGAGUUCAUCGCGAAAACAGGGAAGGAACCCUAUAAAUGCGCUGAUGAAUUUUACGAUUUUAUGAAGGGGUCGAAUUUGAUUCGGGCAAAUGUAUCAUGCAUGCAAUUGAAGGAGAAGAUCCGCCGGCUGAAGAAGAAGUUUGAGAACAACCUAGAAAAAGAGAAGAACGGCAAGGGGACAACCUUAAAGCCGCACGAGUUGGAAGCACUUCAGUUGGGAAAGAAUGUUUGGGGCCACAAUGGCCGUGGCGGUGAAGCAGUGCUCAACGAAACUGCGAAAAAGGAUACAGUUAAUAAUGAGAAGUCUGCGAAGAUUAAUCCCAAGAAGGCGCUAGUGCCCCAUUCAAAUGGAAAAGCUGAAGCAAAGUCCAAACUAAAUUCUGAACCUUUGGAUUCAAAUGAAGGUAGAAGGAUGAGUGAAUUUUCUGUGACUAGUUUAGCUUUGACUUCAAUGUUGAAGUACGAUGGGACUUUUGGUAAGCCUUUCAGUGAAGAUUAUAUUAGAAAGGGAAUAGAGUUACUUGGAGUCUCAAAGAGGGAAGACAUCGAGGCUAGAUAG